AUGGCUGAUCGUAAGUUUUUGACUAGCAUGAAAAAGACAUUCUUUCAUGAAUUCAUCCCAUCGAAAGUUGAAGAAGUAUGUCAAGUUAACAACGCAUCAUGGGUAAUUAUUCGAGAACUAGUAGAGAUAAGGGACAUAUACUCUGCCCCAACAAUCGAUCUGGAAGAUCCGUGGCAGAUUAAGAAAAAAAUUAUCCAUAAUGAAAUCAUUUUAGGAAAGUUGGUGAUUUCAUUUCUCGAGAUGUUUGAGUAUAUUCUUCGACACUGGAAGUUAGACAUGGCCAAAAGUUUGACGAACGGGUACGAGGUGUGUGUUAAUAUUUGGGAUAUAACUGAGGAGAAUGACCCUAAGAAGUAUGAAGGUGAAAGUGUCUGCUUUAGGAAGUUGUACAAUGAUCAUGAGUAUUCUCUAUCGUGCAUGAGACUGUUCAAUGAUCGCAGAUUGAAUGUUGGUGAUGAAAUUGCAUUAUAUUGGGAUCCUAGGUCUUCAAGUGUAAUGUUCAAAUUACUUUCUCAAAUUUACGCUUAA
Messenger RNA from Solanum pennellii, 528 nucleotides. RefSeq lists its product as uncharacterized. The record is from RefSeq and is a predicted model, not a curated record. Bases 1 to 528 code for a protein of 175 amino acids. NCBI's taxonomy places the organism in Eukaryota, Viridiplantae, Streptophyta, Magnoliopsida, Solanales, Solanaceae. The transcript has a single exon.